CGGGACUUCCGGUCCAGCCCCUGCAGCUAAUGUAAACAGCCUCAGUCCUCUACACGGUGGGGAAAUGGCUAAGUUAGUGUUAGGACCGUGUUGCUCGGUGGUCGGAUGCUCCCUCAGACCAGGGACAAACUUAAUGUCUCAGAUUAAAGUCUUCCGCUUUCCUAAAGACACUCAGCAGCGCGAGGCGUGGACCGCUGCGGUCAGGCGGGAGAACUGGACACCGUCGGUGAACUCCAGAGUCUGCAGCACUCACUUCAUCACCGGGAGGCCAUCAGAUGACCCUCUCCAUCCUGACUACGCCCCGUCAAAGCUGCUUCACAAACCUCAGAGAGUGAAAGGAACGGAGAGAUACUGUAAGUCAGUGAAGCGAGCAGCUUCAGCACCAACACAUCCUGAGGUGGGGCCUGUCACUGUGAUGCAAAUCGAACCUGAAGGUCUCAGAUACAAGAGCACAUCAGUGGGGACAGAUCUGUCCAUGAAGGACAUCGAGGACCUGCUCAGUGAAAACGCUGCCCUGAAAAACUACAUAAAAAAACUGGAGACUAAACUGAAAGUCUGCGAGUAAAGCAGAACACCUCUGCUGGGUUUCAGUCGUUCUUCAGCUGUGAUGUGUUUUACAUCUCAACAGCCUGGACACUCAAAACCUCCACAGCUCCACCUGACAACCAGCUCUGUGCUGUGUGCAUGAAACUGCACCUUGACCUCACUCAGCUGGUUUUGUGUUACCAGUCCAGGUGUAGUUCUGGUUUUAUUUCUGCCAUUUUCCAUGACUGACUGAAUGUUAUGUUGCAGUAUCUGAAAUGUCUGUCAUGUUCUCGAGAUGGACAGUGUAUCAGAGAGAACCUGACUCUUUAACAGUGUAAGAUGGAUCUUAGAUUUCAGUGAAAUCUUCAUAGAGCGACAAACAUCUCUCAGUGCCUGGGCAUGAACACAUCCACAGUAUCAGUCAGUCAGAGUUCCUAAUAGAACAAGUCCUGUCACUUUCCUUCCCAAAGCUUGGGGUGAACGUGCAAGCGACAAAGUCAUUACACAGCCAUCUGGCACUGAUAUCCUGGAGGAGGGAGACACGGUCCUUGUUGACAGAGGACUCGACUUCCCAGAAUACUUUGCUACAAAAGGUGAGCGGCUUCAUGUACAAGCAUCGACAUGUAACAAAACACAGCUAACAGGACUGGAUGUGUCGAGGUGUCGCCAGUUGUCACAGGCAGAAAUCCAUGUGACACGCUCAUCUAGCAAAUUAAAGACCUCACAUUUUGAAAAAUAACCUGUCACUCAGCACAGUGAAGUGCAGAACAAGUGACAGCACGACUGCAAUCAGUGAAAUAUUACUGGAUUGUGCUGCUUUGUCAAACCUUGACAAACCCCUUUGUAUGUUUAAAGGGAUAGUUUGGAUUUUUUUGGUUAUUUGAGGUACUUAUUCAUAGACAGUGUGUUACCAACAGUAGAUGUCAGUUGGCACGCACCUGGUUUGGAAACAUCUGACACAUACGCUAAGCGAUGAACUGCUGUGGACGGGAGCAGCAACAAAAGUUAUUAAAGCCACCUAACAAUAUCAUAAUCACUUUAAGUGUGUGUUAUAUUUAGAAUAUUUUCACUGCUUUACCUUCUGUUAGACAGAGAUUUCCAACAGGGAAAUGAAUCCGUUAUAUCGCUCUCUUCAAAGCCAGACUCCAUUGAGAAAACCAAUGAUUUAACAUCACUGAACACAGGAGCUGCUGCUCCACUGCCGCCUCCGUCAGUUUGUUUGUGUUCUUGUGUGACUUUAGUGUUUAAAAAGGUUACUUCACAAAACCCACAAUAACACAAACAAACUCACUAAUGGAGGCAGCGGUCGACCAGCAGCUCCUGUGUUAGUGAGCUUAAAUGACUGUUUCUGUCAAUGGAGUCUGGCUUUGACAAGAGCAGAGAUAGUGAACUGAAGCUGUUGUCUGCUUUACAUCAGAACAAGCUGUCUGACAGAACAGUGAAAAUACUCUCAGUAUAGCAUACACUUCAACUGAUAUUGAUUUUUUUAGGUGUCUAAAACACAUUUUGCUGCUGUCCCCGUCCACAGCCAAACUGCCAAUACUGCUGCCUCUCCAAAGUAUCUCAUACAACACUGCUCCAAAAAACCUGAACUAUCCCUUUAAGAUCAACCGCCAGGAAGAUUAACUUUAAAUACGGCAAGCUUCCCCACUCGUAGGGUCUGGAUCAUUUAUCAAAUAUUUGUAAAUGUCUCAUGUAAAAGAGAACACUGAACACAAUUUGGAUGUUUUUUUAAAUGUCGGGGUCAUCCUAAUUUUCUAACAUCAAUUUGGGAACUGUUUAUUGUUCAGGUGGAUGUCUGAGAUGAAUAAAGUGUCUACAGCCGAUGAUAAAACUCUGACAUGGUUUCAGUUUUGAAAUGUCUGCCUACCUAUUUUUUUUUUGUUUUU
Molecule: messenger RNA, 2414 nt
Organism: Epinephelus moara (kelp grouper)
Lineage: Eukaryota; Metazoa; Chordata; Actinopteri; Perciformes; Serranidae
Product: peroxynitrite isomerase THAP4-like
Exons: 2
Coding region: 65-565 (166 amino acids)
Molecular function (GO): sequence-specific DNA binding
Source: RefSeq, a predicted model, not a curated record